AUGACCCAAGUACUGGCUACGCUGAAGGCCGAUCAUAUAGAUACAACCAGAUAUGGCCUAGGAAUGACCAAGUUCAAGCAAUUGUGCACAAAGUGGGGGAUCGCCAGUGCGCAGAAGCAGGGUCAUACUAUUGAGACCAUCAAUGCAUCUAUGCAAGAGCUUCUUCUCAAAUUUCCAAAAGCUGGCACUCCGACCCUUCAGAACCUUCUUAGGACUGACUAUGGAAUUAGGGUGUCUCAAGAAAAGGUGCUGACCUAUCUCAAAACCGUUCAUCUGGAGGGGGUUCAAGAAAGGAAGAAGAGGAAGUUCAAGAGGAAGGUAUUCUAUGCUGCUGGUGUCAACCACAUCUGGGUGUUCGAUCAGCAUGACAAGUGGUCCAAAUUCGGACUGUAUCUCCAUGUUGGUGUCGAACCUUUUAGCGGCAAGAUCUUAUGGCUUGUGGUUUGGUGGACCAAUUCCAAUCCACGUUAUGUUACUCGCCAGUAUCUCAAUACUGCACGUCGUCUAGGCAAUAUCAUCCCACUUAUUUCGCAGAGUGACCCAGGCUCUGAAAACAAUGGCAUUGCAAAUGCACACACUGCUAUUCGUCAGCACCUUGAUCCCUCCUUGGCGGGGACACUUCAGCACCGAUGGAUGCGAAGGCAUAACAAUAUUAAACCAGAGAUUGAAUGGUCGGUCCUCCGCUCAACAUGGGCACCCGGCUUUGAGAACUUGUUUGAGCAUGGUGUUAACAAAGGAUGGUAUGAUCCGUCACAUUCACUGCACUACUUGGUGUUCCGAUGGCUGGCUAUUCCAUUUAUUCAAACUGAGCUAGAUGGUUAUGUGGCCCGCAGGAAUACUACACUAAAGCGUGCAAAUCCCAAGAAGGCACUUCCUAAUGGCCGUCCUGACAUGAUAUUCGAAAAACCAGAAAGGUACAACACUGUGAAUUUUGGAAUCAAUGUUCCUAGGGAGGUCUUGGAUGAGGCGGAGGCUCAAUGGGCUCCUCACGAUCACCCGGUAUUUAAUUUGGUACCCCCCUACUUUGCUACCUUCGUCCAAGAAGUAUAUGCGUCAUUGGGCCCACAACCACCCCUCUCCUAUUCAACGUUCUGGGAGGUUUAUCUCCAUCUCUUGGAGGCAUGUAUGGCGCUGGUCAACUCAGGAUCGGCAGGCCGCAGCGUCAAUGAUCUUCUCAGUGCACAGGCUUCAGCACCUGCAUCUGGUGAAGAUCAGGGCAUCCCUCUCCUUGAGAAUCUUACGCCGGUAGAGCUUGGUAUGCACGGAGUGCCCAAAUUGGUUGAAGCGGUAGAAGACAGGAAUCCUGAGGAAGAGGAACAGGGCAUAUUUGCAGAAUUCAGCGACGAGGAGGAUGAAUUAGUAUAA
Molecule: messenger RNA, 1365 nt
Organism: Punctularia strigosozonata HHB-11173 SS5
Lineage: Eukaryota; Fungi; Basidiomycota; Agaricomycetes; Corticiales; Punctulariaceae
Exons: 6
Coding region: 1-1365 (454 amino acids)
Source: RefSeq, a predicted model, not a curated record